AUGGAAAAGGCGAUGGAGAGACAAAGGAUUCUGCUUCACCAUCUUCAACCUUCUUCGUCAUCUUCCUCCUCACACUCCAACUCCCACACUCUCUCUAGCACAAAGGACUGCACUUUGCAAGGCAAAACGUGGCAGCUUCAAGGAUACAUAUCCAGACGAGUUGCUUCUGCUACUGCUUCCGGUAUAUUUAAGGAUGAAAUUAUCCCCGUAAACACCAAGAUUGUUGACCAAAAGACAGGUGAUGAGAAACUCAUAACAGUUUCUGUGGAUGAUGGGAUUCGACCUAGCACAACCCUUUCCGGUCUUGCAAAGCUGAAGCCUGUGUUUAAGAAAGACGGAACCACAACUGCUGGAAAUUCUAGCCAAGUAAGUGAUGGUGCAGGAGCAGUUCUCCUCAUGAGGAGGAGUGUCGCAAUGCAGAAAGGCCUUCCUAUUCUUGGUGUAUUCAGGACAUUUGCUGCAGUUGGUGUGGAUCCAGCGAUAAUGGGGGUUGGACCAGCUGUUGCGAUUCCUGCUGCAGUCAAGGCGGCUGGUUUAGAACUCGAUGACAUCGACUUGUUUGAGAUUAACGAGGCGUUUGCAUCUCAAUUUGUUUAUUGUCGGAACAAGCUGGGACUAGACCCGGAGAAGAUCAAUGUCAAUGGAGGAGCCAUAGCCAUUGGACAUCCCUUGGGCGCUACAGGCGCCAGAUGCGUUGCAACACUGCUGCACGAGAUGAAACGUCGUGGUAAAGACUGCCGUUUUGGAGUAGUGUCAAUGUGCAUAGGUAAUGUUCACUCUCUCACCCCAAUCUCCGUUUUUUAG
This is a messenger RNA of Microthlaspi erraticum, 804 nucleotides long. Lineage: Eukaryota; Viridiplantae; Streptophyta; Magnoliopsida; Brassicales; Brassicaceae. The record is from the annotation of a GenBank genome assembly.